Fomitopsis serialis is the source of this 609-nucleotide messenger RNA. RefSeq lists its product as uncharacterized. The coding region runs from base 1 to 609 and encodes 202 amino acids. Lineage: Eukaryota; Fungi; Basidiomycota; Agaricomycetes; Polyporales; Fomitopsidaceae. The record is from RefSeq and is a predicted model, not a curated record. The transcript has 3 exons.
AUGUUCGCCUUCGCCAGCCUCCUCGCCCUCGCCGCCUCCGCCGCCGCUCUCCAGGUCACCCAGCCUUCGAACAGCAGCGGCUGGACCACCAGUGGCCCGAAUACUGUCACUUGGUCGUCGGUCUCCACGGACAACUCCAACUUCUCGAUUGUCCUCAACAACCAGAACACCUACCCUCAGUACAACGAGGUUCUCGAGGCCCUCAUCCAGACCAGCGAGGGAAGCGUUGCCGUGAACCCUCCCAGCGGUGGCUGGGUGGCAGGCACUGGCUACCGCGUCAACUUCGUCAAGAACUCGCAAGAUCUCAGCUCGCUCCUCGCUCAGUCUGAUGACUUCACCAUCGAGCAGAGCUCCUCGAGCACCUUCUCCGCGGUUCCUCUACUGCGUCCAGCUCGGCCUCGUCCACUGGUUCCGUGUCAGUCACCGCAACCGGCUCCUCCGCCUCUGCGGCGUCUGGCUCGUGAGUCUGCCAGCAACACGGACUCCUCGGCCGGGUCCUCUGCCUCCUCUGCGAGCGGAAGUUCCUCUUCCACCAACGCUGCGCCCGGUCUCAACGUCCAGACCGGCGUGUACGGUCUCCUCGCCCUCCUGGGCAUCGCGCUCGCCUAA